Messenger RNA from Acanthosepion pharaonis, 471 nucleotides. The record is from the annotation of a GenBank genome assembly. Lineage: Eukaryota; Metazoa; Mollusca; Cephalopoda; Sepiida; Sepiidae.
AUGACCCUUCCGUCUGGUCAUUCACUCAUUGCUAAAUUAAAUGCUCUCCUAACUGAAGUGCUUAUCACACAUUCAUCAUUCUUUUUUUAUGUAUUUAUUGUUGCCGUUCUUUCUUUCUUUCUUUCUUUCUUUCUUUCUUUCUUUCUAUCUUUCAUUCUUUCUUACUUUCGUUCUUACUUUCUUUCUUACUUUUUUCUUUCCUUCUUUCUUUAUUUCUUACUUUCUUUUUUAUUUCUUCGUUUCUUUCUUUCUUUCUUUCUUACUUUUUUCUUUCUUUCUUUCAUUGUUUAUUUUUGUUGCACUUCUGUUUAUUUUUCAUCCUUUUUCCUCUCCAUUUCUUAUGCUCUCUUUUCUUGUUUUUUUCUUUUCAUCAUCCUUUUUACAGUUACUUCCACCUUUCCUCCAUAUUUUUCUUUAUUCUUCUUCUUCUUCACAAUACGUUUUGAUUCUUCUUCGACUUUUUCUUCAUAA